Trichechus manatus latirostris (Florida manatee) is the source of this 3454-nucleotide messenger RNA. It is a transcript of the gene POLD1, whose product is annotated as DNA polymerase delta 1, catalytic subunit. The transcript has 27 exons. NCBI's taxonomy places the organism in Eukaryota, Metazoa, Chordata, Mammalia, Sirenia, Trichechidae. Gene Ontology annotation, cellular component: delta DNA polymerase complex. Gene Ontology annotation, molecular function: nucleotide binding; DNA binding; DNA-directed DNA polymerase activity. Bases 73 to 3399 code for a protein of 1108 amino acids. The record is from RefSeq and is a predicted model, not a curated record. Gene Ontology annotation, biological process: base-excision repair, gap-filling; DNA-templated DNA replication; nucleotide-excision repair, DNA gap filling.
GCCUGCGUGCGCCUGUGUCAGGGGGUUACGGCGGCGUCGGCUGUGGCGGGAAACGCUGUUUGAAGCGGCAAGAUGGAUGGCAAGCGGCAGUCAGCUCCGGGAGCUGGGGUGCCCCCGAAGCGGGCCCGUGGGGGCUUCUGGGAUGAGGAUGACACGCCUCGGCCAUCCCAGUUUGAGGAGGAGCUGGCGCUGAUGGAGGAGAUGGAGGCAGAGCGCAGGCUACAGGAGCAGGAGGAGGAGCUACAGUCGGCCCCGGAGGGGACUGCAGAUGGGCAGUUCUCCCCAUCAGCCCUAGAUCCCCGCUGGCUUCGGCCUUCCCCACCUCCCCUGGACCCCCAGACGGAUCCCCUCAUCUUUCAGCAAUUGGAGAUCGACCAUUAUGUGGGCCUGGCCCGGCCCCUCCCUCUGCCUGGGACGCCCCCGCCAUCCCGCGGCUCUGUGCCCGUGCUCCGCGCCUUCGGUGUCACCGAUGCUGGCGUCUCCGUCUGCUGCCACAUCCACGGCUUUGUGCCCUACUUCUACACUCCAGCAGUCCCUGGUUUUGGGGCCGAGCACCUGGCCGACCUGCAGCAGGAGCUGAGCGCAGCCAUCAGCCGGGACCAGCGCGGGGGGAAGGAGCUCACGGGGCCCGCGGUGCUGGCCGUGGAGCUCUGCACCCGUGAGAGCAUGUUCGGGUACCAUGGGCACGGCCCCUCCCCGUUCCUGCGCAUCACACUGGCCUUGCCCCGCCUCGUGGCACCCGCCCGCCGCCUCCUGGAGCAGGGCAUCCGUGUGUCUGGCCUGGGCACCCCCAGCUUCAAGCCCUACGAGGCCAACGUGGACUUUGAGAUCCGGUUCAUGGUGGACAUGGACAUUGUCGGCUGCAACUGGCUGGAACUCCCGGCUGGGAAAUACGUCCUGAGGCCCGAGGGGAAGACCACGCUGUGUCAGCUGGAGGCGGACGUGCUGUGGUCCGACGUGGUCAGUCACCCUCCAGAGGGGCCUUGGCAGCGGAUUGCACCUCUGCGUGUGCUCAGCUUCGACAUCGAGUGUGCUGGUCGCAAAGGCAUCUUCCCUGAGCCGGAGCGGGACCCCGUGAUCCAAAUCUGCUCACUGGGGCUGCGCUGGGGCGAGUCAGAGCCCUUCCUGCGCCUGGCACUCACCCUGAGGCCUUGCGCCCCCAUCCUGGGCGCCAAGGUGCAGAGCUAUGAGCAUGAGGAUGAGCUGCUCCAGGCCUGGUCCACCUUCGUCCGCACCAUGGACCCUGAUGUGAUCACGGGCUACAACAUUCAGAAUUUUGACCUUCCGUACCUCAUCUCCCGAGCCCAGACCCUCAAGGUACAUGGAUUCCCCUUCCUGGGCCGCGUCUCUGGGCUCUGCUCUACUAUCCGUGACUCAUCCUUCCAGUCAAAGCAGAUGGGCCGGCGGGACAGCAAGGUGGUCAGCAUGGUGGGACGCGUGCAGAUGGACAUGCUGCAGGUGCUGCUACGGGAGUACAAGCUGCGCUCCUACACGCUCAAUGCUGUGAGCUUCCACUUCCUGGGUGAGCAGAAGGAAGACGUGCAGCACAGCAUCAUCACUGACCUCCAGAACGGGAAUGAGCAGACGCGUCGCCGCCUGGCCGUGUACUGCCUCAAGGAUGCCUUCCUGCCGCUACGGCUACUCGAGCGGCUCAUGGUGCUAGUCAACUCUGUGGAGAUGGCGCGUGUCACCGGUGUGCCCCUCGGCUACCUGCUCACCCGCGGCCAGCAGGUCAAGGUCGUAUCCCAGCUGCUUCGGCAGGCCAUGCGCCAGGGGCUGGUGAUGCCUGUGGUGAAGACAGAGGGAGGUGAAGACUACACAGGGGCCACGGUCAUCGAACCACUCAAAGGGUACUAUGACGUGCCCAUCGCCACCCUGGACUUCUCCUCUCUAUACCCGUCCAUCAUGAUGGCUCAUAACCUGUGCUAUACCACUCUGCUGCGGCCUGGCGCUGCCCAGAAGCUGGGCCUGACUUCAGAGCAGUUCAUCAAGACACCCACAGGGGAUGAGUUUGUGAAGACAUCAGUGCGUAAGGGGCUGCUACCACAGAUCCUGGAGAACCUUCUCAGCGCCCGGAAAAGGGCCAAGGCCGAGCUAGCCAAGGAGACGGACCCCCUGCGCCGGCAGGUCUUGGAUGGGCGGCAGCUAGCGCUGAAGAUAAGUGCCAACUCUGUGUAUGGCUUCACCGGUGCCCAGGUGGGCAAGCUGCCCUGCCUGGAGAUCUCACAGAGUGUCACCGGGUUCGGGCGCCAGAUGAUUGAGAAAACAAAGCAACUGGUGGAGUCCAAGUACACUGUGGAGAAUGGCUACAGUGCCACUGCCAAGGUGGUGUACGGUGACACUGACUCCGUCAUGUGCCGAUUUGGUGUCUCCUCAGUGGCCGAGGCCAUGGCCCUAGGGCGGGAGGCCGCUGACUGGGUGUCAGGCCACUUCCCCCCACCCAUUCGGCUUGAGUUUGAGAAGGUCUACUUCCCCUACCUGCUCAUCAGCAAGAAGCGCUACGCUGGCCUGCUUUUCUCCUCUUGCCCUGAUGUCCACGACCGCAUGGACUGCAAGGGCCUAGAGGCCGUGCGGAGGGACAACUGCCCCCUCGUGGCCAACCUCGUCACCGCCUCACUGCGUCGCCUGCUCAUCGACCGAGACCCGGAUGGCGCAGUGGCCCACGCACAGGACGUCAUCUCAGACCUGCUGUGCAACCGUAUUGACAUCUCACAGCUGGUCAUCACCAAGGAGCUGACCCGCGCGGCCGCUGACUACGCCGGCAAGCAGGCCCACGUGGAGCUAGCCGAGAGGAUGAGGAAGCGGGACCCCGGGAGCGCGCCCAGCCUGGGUGACCGUGUCCCCUACGUGAUCAUCGGGGCCGCCAAAGGCGUGGCUGCCUACAUGAAGUCUGAGGACCCUCUCUUCGUACUGGAGCACAGCCUGCCCAUCGACACACAGUACUACCUGGAGCAACAGCUGGCCAAGCCACUCCUGCGCAUCUUCGAGCCAAUCCUGGGCGAGGGCCGCGCCGAGGCCAUGCUGCUGCGCGGGGAGCACACCCGCUGCAAGACGGUGCUCACGGGCAAGGUGGGCGGCCUGCUGGCCUUCGCCAAGCGCCACACCUGCUGCAUCGGCUGCCGCACCGUGCUCAGCCACCAGGGAGCCGUGUGCAAGUUCUGCCGGCCGCGGGAGUCGGAGCUGUAUCAGAAGGAGGUGUCCCACCUGAACGCCCUGGAAGAGCGCUUCUCGCGCCUCUGGACCCAGUGCCAGCGUUGCCAGGGCAGCCUGCAUGAGGAUGUCAUCUGCACCAGCCGGGACUGCCCCAUCUUCUACAUGCGCAAAAAGGUGCGGAAGGACCUGGAGGACCAGGAGCAGCUACUGCGGCGCUUCGGGCCCCCGGGCCCCGAGGUCUGGUGACCUCACGGGCCUCCCAGCAGGACAGGGGGAUUAAUAAAGUUUGUCCUUUUGUUAC